UUUAAAAAAUUAAAUCUUUGUCCUUCUAUUGUUUUCUAUUUCCAUUUCACACUCUCUUGCCACCACUACACUCCACAUCUCAAUGUACUACUACACUUUCAUACUUCCAUAACUAGCACCUGCUAUAACAUUAACACCUCUCUCUCUCUCUCUCUCUGAAAAACUCUGCAAAUUUCUUGUGGGGCUAAACGAAAAAAAUCCUAUUUUUAUCAUCACUAUAAUCUGCAACUUCACUAGCUUCAUUACAAACCAACUAAAAAAGUUUAAAGCUUGAAGGGUGCCCAGAAAUUAUUACAGUGAAAAGAUGAAGUGGGCAUGUUUGAAAUGAACUCAGAAUCAUUUUAAGCAACAAAUGAGUUUGAUUUUGUGUUGGUUGGUGAAUGGGGUGCAUGGUGUCUCAGUUAGCUUCAAAGUUUGCUUUUUUUCCGCCUUCACCGCCAACUUAUCAGCUCAAAACCCGUGACGACGGUAAGCUCACGGUGGUUUCCACGGCGUCUCCGAUUCCUCAUCCUGAUGAUAACUCAUUGGAUGUUCUUCUUGUUGACACAAAACAUGGAAAUAAGAUAGUUGCUUUUUAUCUUAAGAACCCUUAUGCACGGUUAACUCUGCUUUACUCUCAUGGCAAUGCUGCUGAUUUGGGUCAACUUUAUGAUCUCUUUGUUCAACUCAAAGUUAAUCUUAGAGUUAAUCUCAUGGGAUAUGACUACUCUGGAUAUGGAGCCUCUACCGGAAAGCCAAGUGAAUCCAGCACAUAUGCUGACAUAGAGGCGAUAUACGAAUGCCUUGAAACCGAAUAUGGUGUUGGUCAGGAAGACGUGAUCUUAUACGGGCAAUCAGUUGGAAGUGGACCGACAUUGCAUCUGGCAGCUAAAUUACCUAGGCUGAGAGGCGUGGUUCUACACAGCGGCAUUCUUUCUGGUCUCCGAGUUCUCUGUCAUGUGAAAUUCUCUUUUUGCUUUGACAUUUAUAAGAAUAUCAACAAAAUAAAGAAGGUCAAGUGUCCUGUACUAGUAAUACAUGGUACAGAAGACGACGUGGUCAAUUGGUUACAUGGUAACCGAUUAUGGAAAAUGGCAAGCGAGUCGUACGAACCAUUGUGGAUUAAAGGAGGCGGUCACUGCAACUUGGAGCUUUACCCUGAUUACAUACGCCACCUAUGCAAAUAUAUCCAAGAAAUGGAGAACAUGACAACCGAAAAGCGCCUCAAAAAAAUCCGACAAAAUCUGGACUCACAAUCAAAAUCAAACGCCUGUUCCGCAUGUACAUGCCGCGGAAUUAAGUGUUGCUGUAGCUUCAAAUGCAAGUUACCUAAAUGCUCUGGCUGCUGCAGCUGCAUAAAUUUCUCCUUGUCUAUCAACUGUCCUGAUUGUUGCUGUAAACCAAGCUGCUUCAAGUGUUGUCGCUUACCGAAGUUAACAAAUUGUUUCGGGCCAUCAUGCUGCACAGUAUGCUCAAGGCCUAGUUGCUGUUGUCCAAAAUGUUCAUUGCCUUGUUGUUAUCCUAAGUGUGGAAGACCAAGUUGUUGCAUGAGUUGUUUCUGUUGGCAAUGUUUUAUGGGAAAACACAAUGGAAGAAAUGGAAAACAAAGAGGCUAAUGGCUAUAACAUGCAAAUGUAUAGAUUGGCCAGUCUUUGUGCUAACACACACUUUUGAAUUGUGAAGUGGUGUUACAAAGAGGAGGAGGUGGUGGAUUAUAGUUGUAGGGAAGUGAUAUAUAUAUGAUGAAAUCAUGUAUCCUCUAUCCUUUUUUUUUUUGGGUUAUUUAGAGUUUCUGAAGUUUUAUUGGAAUUUUUUUACUCAUAAUCAUAAACAUUGGUGUUUAAAUUAACUUUUAAAGUAGUUGAAUUGUUUGUAUCUUUCA
Messenger RNA from Lathyrus oleraceus (garden pea), 1861 nucleotides. RefSeq lists its product as uncharacterized. Lineage: Eukaryota; Viridiplantae; Streptophyta; Magnoliopsida; Fabales; Fabaceae. The coding region runs from base 381 to 1595 and encodes 404 amino acids. The record is from RefSeq and is a predicted model, not a curated record. The transcript has 5 exons.